Messenger RNA from Penaeus vannamei (Pacific white shrimp), 2052 nucleotides. Lineage: Eukaryota; Metazoa; Arthropoda; Malacostraca; Decapoda; Penaeidae. The record is from RefSeq and is a predicted model, not a curated record.
GUGACUACCGCGCAGAGCUACCUGUCGGACUUCGCCCUGGAGCGGCCGGCGAACCUCCCGUCCAUCAGGCAACUGGAGGUGAUGUGCGGGAAGGACCACCUCACCGUCCAGCUCUCCUUCACCGCGCCCUUCCAGGGCCUGGUGUUCUCCAAGGGCCAGUACGGGAACGGCGACUGCAUGUACGUGGGGCCGCGCGACGGCGGCGUCAACUACGAGUUCCAGAUCUACUACGACGGCUGCGGCACCAAGCCCGACAUGGGCGGCAAGUUCUACGAGAACACCAUCAUCGUGCAGUACGAUUCCGAUUUGAUUGAGGUUUGGGACGAGGCGAAGCGACUGCGGUGCGAGUGGUACAACGACUACGAGAAGACUGCCAGCAAACCGCCCAUGGUCAUCGCCGAUCUGGAGGUCGUCGAGCUCAACUUCAGAGGUGACAACGUGGACUGCUGGAUGGAGAUUCAGGACGGCAAGGGGCCCUGGGCGUCCCCUGUGACCGGCAUCGUCCCCCUGGGCUCCACGCUCACCAUGGUCGUCGCCAUCAAUGACCAGGCUGGGGAGUUCGACAUGCGCGUGAAGUCGUGCGAGGCCUCCGACGGCUCCAACUCGCCCAUCUACCUCAGCGACGAGCACGGCUGCGUCCUCCGCCCCAAGAUGAUCUCCAAGUUCAUGAAGCUUCGGAACAACGACGGCCGCGCCACCGUACUCACCUACGCCCACUUCCACGCCUUCAAGUUCCCGGACUCGAUGGCCGUCCACAUUCGCUGCAAAGUGGAGAUCUGUCGCUUCGGCUGCCCCGACCACUGCCAGAAGCCAACUGCAGGCAAUCCCAUCGGCGACUACAGCCAGCAGCAACCUCAGUUCCAGCAGCAACCUCAGUUCAACCUCACUCCUGCCGAGACAGCGCCACAGUACGAGGCUCCGCCGAAUAAUGUUGGGCCCUCGAGCUUUGGCGAGAAGAGCGAGAGGCCACCGUUCUACAGUGCGAACCAGCGAUCGGCGGCCAACCCGGGUAAGGCUCGGCCCAGCAGCCAGAACAACCCCAUGAUCAACAAGAGCAGCCUGUACUCCAAGGGCCCCCUGAUCAUCCCGGACGAGGAGUCGGCGCAGGCGACUUCCCCUGGGCCCGAGGCCGGCCGUGACCUCGUUCUCGAUCGCCACCAACGCUCCCCCGACAUCGGCGUCACUACCGACUACCAGGUGAUCUCCGAGGCCGACCUGGAGUUCACGCCCGCCAGGGAAGACGGCGUCACCGUCUUCAAGGGGCACCGCGAAGAUGUGGUGUAUGGCGUGUGCUUGCCGGCGCCCGGCUUCUCCGCCCUGUUUGUGCUGCUGGCAAUGUGCACCGUGAUUUCAGUGCUGGUGGCCGGCUUCAUGUGCCACCACAGGCAGAUGCAAAAGGACACCAGUGAGUCUCCUGCUGCUCCUCACACCCACCAGCAGGCUGCUGCUGUCUUCAGCAUGGCGCAGUUCCUACGAGGUCACUUACCUGGUUAUGCACAAUGAUCAAGAACACAUGUGUGAAGAUAGGAUCUUCAUGAAAUUCCGUUAAAGUGCAGACACAUUAUGGUGCCACAGACCUAUCACUUUAGAGCAGUGCCUCGCAGAGAGACAGUAAACUUUGCGACACCUCUGACAGCAUAAGGGAAGUGUAUGGAAUUAUUUGAAAUAAUUAUCAUUGAAUUGAUCUUUAUAUUAAUAUGUAAAGCUAAAUUUAGUGUACCUAUUGGUUCUGGCACUGCAAUAUGCUUUCCUCCAUAUUGGAAACAUUAGACAAGAUAUCCUGAUAGUGCAUUAUCUAUCACAAAAAACAAAAGUUAAAUAUACUGGAUGACGCAUACACGCACCUUAUUGCUUUGUGAUUGUCAAGAUUCUGUAAAUAGCUUCUAUUUAACAUUACAAGUUAUCUGAACUGGAUGGGGCUUCCUUGAGGAAAACUGGUACGAUCUUCAAUUCGUAAGUUCAGUUACUUGCCAAAUUGUUUUCCAAAAUGGAGGUCCCAUCCAGUUCCGUUAAUUUCUGGACAGAAAAGCCGCGCGCACUGUUGUUGCACUU